Messenger RNA from Puccinia graminis f. sp. tritici CRL 75-36-700-3, 500 nucleotides. RefSeq lists its product as uncharacterized. Gene Ontology annotation, biological process: attachment of spindle microtubules to kinetochore. The transcript has 3 exons. Gene Ontology annotation, cellular component: DASH complex. Bases 49 to 342 code for a protein of 97 amino acids. Lineage: Eukaryota; Fungi; Basidiomycota; Pucciniomycetes; Pucciniales; Pucciniaceae. The record is from RefSeq and is a predicted model, not a curated record.
AAGAGUCAACACCACUCAACUGGCCUACAUAAAUAUUUACUCAGCAGCAUGUCCACUCAUACUCACUCAAGCAGACCCAUCUCAUCAAGCCAUUCAAACUCAACCGCAAGCACCCCAAAACAAAGACAUCUCGCUCAUCUAGCAACCAGAUUGGCAGAACUCUCGGUCCAAUCCGACAGGCUAGCAAGUCUCUGUAAGAUCCAUGCCCGACAAUCCACCGAUCAACGUGAACUCGCUAUUUACUAUGGUUCCAUGUUGAUGGCUACGACUAGGGUGUUCAACUUGGACGAAAACAAUGAAUCCGAAUCAGAUGAAGGCGAUAGCCGCGAACAUGACUCAUGAUGUGUGCCCUUGGAGCCCAGCUAUUACCCGAUCCAGGAGGGGCUUGACAUUAUACGGAAUUUGUCGAUUGAUUGACUUUCUGGUAUCCAACUGAUCUUGUCAUGAAUCCAUUUCGGUCUCAAGGAAUCGCCCGUCUUCGACGAUUUAAGUACAUCUGG